AUGAAGCAGGGAGUUGCCCUCUUAUCGGCUUUCGGCUGGCUGCAGCUAACAUCUGCUGGAUGCUGUCGGUCAAACAAAUGUUUGCAAGACAUCACCAAUCCUCUGUUCGAUGGCCCGCAGGAUUGCUUGUCGCUUCUUGCUGUCACCAUCACGCCAGAGGCCAGCACAGUGACCGAAACGGUGACCGAAGUUCCUACAAUGAGCUGGGUAGAGACGGUCGUUUUCACUGAAUCGGUGACAUCCAUUCUUGUAACAGAGACAGAACUGCAAACCGUUGGUAUUACCACAACGGCCGACACCGAGACGGUUGUGGUCACCGUCACCCAAACCAUUGUGGCAACCGACACCAGCCUUCAGACCUUAACCACCACGGUCGCUCCGGCGUCGACUCGCAUCUAUGCUCGUGCUGCCGAGACCGAGCUGUCUCCCUCCAUGCCCUCAUAUGCCACGGCAAACUGCCCUUCGUGGGAGAAGUACGUCAAGGCGUGCAAAUGCGCGGGCGUUACGGCAACCACCAUUACCGCCGAAGGCCCGUCAGCCACCACUCUGACCUCCACUUUCACCGACACAGCGGCCAUCAUCUCUGUUCCCACCACGAUCUCUAUUACCACCACCGUCGUUGAGUCCGCCGUCACCACCGUGACCGACACCGAGACAAGCACCGCGCUGGUCACCGACACUGUCUCCUCCACCUUGACAGUAGACACCCCCUCGACCGUCACAAUCACCCAAACCGUCGUCGAGACCGUCUCCCCACAAGCAAGCUGCAAGCCCGGCCCCCAAGUCUUCAAAGCCUUUGCUCUCGAGGCAGGCACCACUCCCGUAUACUACAUCUACGCCAACCUCCUCAACGGCCUCACUGGCGGCAUCAACUGGCAAGGAUCUAGCAGCUCCACAGCCGCCAGCGUUCAAAAUAAAUAUAUAUGGUCGAUCGAUCAGAAUGGCUACCUCGGUCUGGCGUACAACGUCCCUCCUUACACUUAUUCAUACAAGGCGUACAUGAGCACGGCGUCUCCAGGGAGCAACUGGCCGCAGGUCAACAUUGCUACGUCGGUGGAUGCGCAGAUUGCAGGCGGAGCUGCCAUUUCAAAGAUCAAGGGAUGUAUCAACUCGUUGACGGGCGAGUUGACCCUCUCGGUUGCUGGGCGGAAAAACAUUUUGUGGUGCGGGGGGCAGAUGUGGAUGUCGGCUGGGUUGGGGGAGGACAUUAAUCGGGGGACCUGUAUACAAAUGUUUCCGAAGGUGAUUUCUUUGUAG
Messenger RNA from Podospora pseudocomata, 1257 nucleotides. RefSeq lists its product as uncharacterized. The record is from RefSeq and is a predicted model, not a curated record. NCBI's taxonomy places the organism in Eukaryota, Fungi, Ascomycota, Sordariomycetes, Sordariales, Podosporaceae. The transcript has a single exon. Bases 1 to 1257 code for a protein of 418 amino acids.